UCCUGGCGUCCCUCGGUCGCACACAUCUCUUCACACCAUCACAAUUCACAUUCGCACACAGGCGCGUCCAAAAUGAAAGAUCCAGCUCUUGGUGCGUGCUCCGCCCGCUUCGAUAGCGACGUCCAUGUCGUACCUACCUGCCAGUGUGUCUGCCGGAGUAUCUAUCCACUCAACCAGCGCGCACCUGCGUCAACGAAUCUACUCGCCGAAUUAUACAGAGGAAGGGAGGGAGGGAGAGCCCAAGACGGACGAUGGGCGGGGCAGCAGCGGGCAGAAGGAAGGGGAUGGUCGUCGGCCUCGCGCUCUUCUUGCUCGCUCAUCAGGGGCUCCUGCCGUGCGCUUCGGCCGUUGAUCGCGGCGAGUUCCCCGAGAACUUCUUGUUCGGGACCUCCACCUCUGCCUACCAGAUUGAAGGAGGGUAUUUGGAGGGUAACAAAGGUCUAAGCAAUUGGGAUGUCUUCACCCAUAAGCAAGGUACAAUUAAGGAUGGGAGCAAUGGUGAUUCGGCUGAUGAUCACUAUCAUCGUUACAUGGAAGACAUAAACCUGAUGCAUUCCUUGGGUGUUAACUCAUACCGAUUCUCCAUAGCAUGGACAAGGAUUCUACCAAGAGGGCGAUUUGGGAAAGUUAAUCCAGAUGGUGUAGCAUUCUACAAUGCCAUUAUUGAUGCUCUUCUACAGAAAGGUAUGCAACCAUUUGUAACAAUAUAUCAUUUUGACAUUCCACAUGAACUGGACAAGAGAUAUGGUGGAUGGUUGAGCUCAGAAAUUCAGAAGGACUUUGGUUACUUUGCAGAUAUAUGCUUCAAAAUGUUUGGUGACCGAGUUAAGUUUUGGAUAACUAUUAAUGAGCCAAACUUGUUCACAAAGUUAAGCUAUAUGUAUGGGCGAUACGCUCCUGGUCACUGUUCUAAGCCAUUUGGUAAUUGUGCCUUUGGGAAUUCUUCGGUGGAAACAUACAUAGUAGGUCACAACAUCAUACUAUCUCAUGCAAAUGCCGUUCACAUUUACAGAAAGAAGUAUCAGGUGAAACAAGGUGGCCAUAUUGGAAUUAACGUUUGCUCAAGAUGGUAUGAACCAUUCCACAAUACCACGGCAGACAUCUUAGCAGUUGAACGGGUUCUCUCUUUCAAUGGUCCAUGGUUUCUGGACCCUCUUAUUCUUGGUGAAUAUCCCCUAGAGAUGCGCAAGAUCUUAGGUUCAAACCUACCUGAAUUCACAUCAAAACAAAAGAAGAAAUUGCAGGCCACAAAAUUGGAUUUCAUUGGGUUAAAUCAUUAUACAACAUCAUAUUUGAAGGAUUGCAUUUUCUCACCAUGUGAACUGGAUCCGGUAGAGGGGGAGGCCCAGGUUCUGACAUCAGCAGAAAGAGAUGGAAUAUUUAUUGGUAAAAGGACAGGGUCGCCGAUAUUUUAUUCUGUUCCAUAUGGGAUGGAGAAACUGGUCAUGUAUUACAAACAAAGAUACAAUAACACACCAAUAUACAUCACAGAAAAUGGCUAUGCUCAAGCAAGCAAUAGCAGCAUGAUCACCAAGGAUUUUACCAACGACACAGGAAGAGUCGAUUAUCUUCAAGGCUACCUCACCUUUUUGGCCUCAGCAAUAAGGAAAGGAGCCGACGUGCGUGGCUACUUCGUGUGGUCUCUGCUCGAUAACUUCGAGUGGAAUUCUGGGUACACGCAGAGAUUCGGGCUCUACCAUGUCGAUUUCAAGACGCAGAAGCGGACCCCGAAACUGUCUGCGAAAUGGUACAGAGAGUUUCUCAAGGGGUCACCUCUGAGAACAAGUCUCCGAAACGGAUACUCCCACCAGUACACUGCCCAAUCCAUGGACCAUUUCUCCUCAGAAGAUUAGUUCAGUUAAUGUUAAGAUGUUGAUCAUGGUUUACAACAUUGAGUCGAUGGGGUUUGCGUGCUCUCAUGUAAGCCGUCUCAAGGACUCUGUAUACAUGUGCAUCAAUAAAAGGGGUCUUGUGAUUCA
Molecule: messenger RNA, 1979 nt
Organism: Setaria italica (foxtail millet)
Lineage: Eukaryota; Viridiplantae; Streptophyta; Magnoliopsida; Poales; Poaceae
Product: probable inactive beta-glucosidase 14
Exons: 12
Coding region: 252-1853 (533 amino acids)
Biological process (GO): carbohydrate metabolic process
Molecular function (GO): beta-glucosidase activity
Source: RefSeq, a predicted model, not a curated record